UUACAUGUAAUGUACCACAUGUAAAUAUGAGGCUGGUACAAUUUCGUGUUAAAGAUUUAAUAAAUCAAGUAGGUAUUUUGGUUGGUGAUAAUGUCAUAGGGGUGGGUAGUGGGCACCUAGUUGAUAUAUUGGCUAAAGAGAAUGCUUUGGAGGACAUUCAAAAAUUGGCGGCGGAAUCGAAAGAUGUGUAUCCAAAGUCUCAGAUACAGCUUUUACCGCCGAUAACUCGUCCCGAUAAAAUUUUAGGGGUAGCCGCAAAUUAUAAGGACUUUUGCGAUAAAACGAACACCCCUUAUCCUGUGGAACCAAUCGCCUUCAGCAAAUUUUCAUCGGCUAUCGUCGGUCCUAAUGAUCCUGUCAAUAUAAGUGCUUCAAGCGAUUCUGUAGACUGGGAAGUGGAGUUGGUGGCCGUGAUUGGUAAAAAAGGCAAGAAUAUUUCCUGCACGGACGCCUUUGAUUACAUAGUGGGUUACACGGCCUGCCAAGAUCUCACAGAGAAAAAGUGGAUAAAAAGAAACGGGGGACAGUUUUUGAUGUGCAAAAAUUUCGAUGAUUUUCUACCCUUAGGUCCUUGUCUCGUGACAAAGGACGAAAUUAAUGAUCCGCACAAUGUAACAUUGAAAACUUGGGUGAACGGGGAAUUGAAACAAAGCGGAAACACGGCGGAUAUGAUUCAUGGGGUUGAUAAGUUGGUGGAGUAUUUUUCCAGCGUGAUGACACUUUUACCUGGCGAUAUAAUACUAACUGGAACACCGUAUGGGGUGGCAACGAAUCACAACCCUGUACAAUUCUUGAAGAAAGGCGAUAUACUGGAAAGUGAAGUGGGAAAUGUUGGGAAACUAAUAAAUCAUGUUUUAUAAACAA
This is a messenger RNA of Brassicogethes aeneus, 864 nucleotides long. NCBI's taxonomy places the organism in Eukaryota, Metazoa, Arthropoda, Insecta, Coleoptera, Nitidulidae. The record is from the annotation of a GenBank genome assembly.